AUGGGUCGUAAAGCAGACUUGAGUGUUGAAACUCGAGCUGUUAUCGUGGCAUUAUGCAACGAAGGGUAUUCAACGCGCCAAAUCGCUAAAAAAACAAAAGUGUCUCAAAUCGCAGUCAUGAACGCGUUGAAGCGGAAACAAGAAACUGGGAUUAAUACGAGUUGUCAUCGUUCCGGAAGGCCUAGAAAAACUUCAAAAAGUGAAGACAAAUUUAUUUGUGUGCAGAGUAAACGAAACCGAACUCGAACUGCGCCGGAAAUUCGCGUAGAACUUAAUUCUAUACGGAAAACGGAAAUAUCAGUUACGACUGUGCAACGCCGGCUUCGUGAGUAUGGUUUGAAAGGUUAUAUCGCAGCCAAAAAACCAUUGUUGCGCAAACAAAAUAAGGUUAAGAGAUUGAAUUGGGCACGGAAACACAACUAUUGGACAACGGAACAGUGGUCUAAGGUCUUAUGGUCUGACGCAGUGAUGGGAAUUCCGGCCCGCUUGCAGCCCUCGAUGAUAGGGCCAUCGGUCGGCGGCCUAGCACAACAGUUAGCACUCACACAAACAAAGCUCGUGUACGUGUGA
Messenger RNA from Cyphomyrmex costatus, 570 nucleotides. RefSeq lists its product as uncharacterized. The transcript has a single exon. The record is from RefSeq and is a predicted model, not a curated record. Gene Ontology annotation, biological process: DNA integration; DNA transposition. The coding region runs from base 1 to 570 and encodes 189 amino acids. Gene Ontology annotation, molecular function: DNA binding. Lineage: Eukaryota; Metazoa; Arthropoda; Insecta; Hymenoptera; Formicidae.